UAUUGAGCAACUCCUAGUUGGACAGGCACAUUCAUAGACUCAAUUUCCCAUCAUUCAACCAUUAGCUCUUUCCCUUUCCCUUCUCUGGAGGAACAAAUGGCAUCUUCUUUCCAUGCUCGUUCAAACAGCUUGCCCUCUAGAUCACACCCUCUUGUUUUACAAUGCAAUGAACACCUAGACCGAUUAAGGGCCUCUUGUGAAACCUGUUCUUCAUCAUUGCUUGUCCAUAACCUAGAUGGCCUAAGACAUUUACAUGAUUGUGUUGAAAAAUUGAUUCAACUUCCCCUUAUCCAAAAAGCCCUCCUCCAAGAGUGUGAAGAUAAUUUAUUAGAUGAGCUUUUGGAUGGAUCACUAAGGCUCAUAGACACAUGUACAAGUGCCAAAGAUUCGUUGCUUCACACAAAAGAGUGCAACCGCGAGCUACAGUUGAUUAUAAGGAGGAAAAAAGGAGGCGAUUUGGAGGAAGCUAAGAAGUUCUUGACUUCAAGGAAGGUGGUGAGAAAGGCCAUCAUGAAAGCCUUAGGAAACAUGAAGGGUUCAAGUAGAAAAAGCAGCUUUUAUUCCACAAACGUGGCCUUGAUUAACUUGUUGGAAGAAGUGGAAGUGGUCACUCUUUCUGUUUUCAAGUCGCUGCUGAGCUUUAUCUCUGGAUCAGCACAAGCAAAAUCAAGCAGAUGGUCUUUGGUAUCGAAGAUCAUCCACAAUACAAAAACGGUAGCAGAUGAAGAGAAUGAAUUUGCACAAGCAGACGCAGCACUACAAUUUUUUGUACUUAGCAAGUCAGUGUCAGAAAACACUAGAAAUCUGCAAACACAGUUGGAAAAGCUCGAGUCUCAAAUAGAAGAUCUUGAAGAAGGGCUUGAGUUUUUGUUUAGGCGUUUGAUUAAGAUCAGAGUCGCCCUUCUUAAUAUCUUCAAUAACUAGGGUAAUAAAUCUGGGGGCAUCAAAACUUUUGCAGUACUACAGAUAUUUUUACAUGUACAUGGAAAAAAGAUUAAUUGUAGCUUUCUUUUUUAUCAUCAAAGUAUACUCUUAACCUUUGGUUGCAUUGUAUGAUUAUAUCAUUG
Messenger RNA from Prosopis cineraria, 1067 nucleotides. RefSeq lists its product as uncharacterized. The record is from RefSeq and is a predicted model, not a curated record. Gene Ontology annotation, biological process: shoot system development; root development. The transcript has a single exon. The coding region runs from base 97 to 924 and encodes 275 amino acids. Lineage: Eukaryota; Viridiplantae; Streptophyta; Magnoliopsida; Fabales; Fabaceae.